Phytophthora nicotianae INRA-310 is the source of this 1203-nucleotide messenger RNA. Its product is annotated as TKL protein kinase. Lineage: Eukaryota; Oomycota; Peronosporomycetes; Peronosporales; Peronosporaceae. The transcript has 5 exons. The record is from RefSeq and is a predicted model, not a curated record. Gene Ontology annotation, biological process: protein phosphorylation. Gene Ontology annotation, molecular function: ATP binding; protein kinase activity. The coding region runs from base 1 to 1203 and encodes 400 amino acids.
AUGGGCGGGUGUUCCUCCAAGGACCCCAAGGACUACGUCGCGCAUGACAACCACCAGCCCGGGCCCGUGCCCAACGGCCGCAGCAGCACACAGCACGGCGAUGGCGGCAGCUCAAGGCGCGUCGGACGAUCAGCAGCUGAAUCAGCGCCGGAGAGGUCGAACCGGCGGCCCAACAACAACACGGUGGACUUCCAGGAGUUUAAGGACAAGGAGAAGAAUGUAGUGGAGACCAUGCUCGAGAGCAACAAGGGCCUGCGUAUGGCUGAGAUCAAUUUCAACGACCUCAAGCUGCAGAAGAUCAUCGGCGCCGGUGCCUUCGGGGAGGUUAUCAAGGGAACGUACUGCGGCACACCCGUCGUGGUCAAGCGUAUGCUGCGUAACAAAAUCACGGAGGACAAUCUGCGCAUGUUCGGUGACGAAAUCCAGCUCAUGAUGAAUCUACGCCAUCCCAAUAUCGUACAGUUCAUUGGCGCCAGUUGGAACUCGUACUCGAAUAUCUGCUUCGUGACGGAGUUCUUGGAACGAGGAGACCUGUUUGCGGUGCUGCGCAACCCGGAGAACAAGAUGACUUGGGCUAAGCCCAUUCUGCGCAUGACCAUUGACACUUCGCGCGGCAUGGCGUACCUGCACAGUAUGAAACCUCCCAUCAUCCAUCGCGACCUUAAGAGCAUGAACAUUCUCGUUAGCUCGACGUGGGGCGCGAAGGUGAGCGACUUCGGCCUAAGCCGUGAAAAGUCCGUGGAUGAGACUAUGAGCGUGACCGGCACGCCGUUGUGGCUGCCGCCCGAGAUGAUCCGCGGAGAGCGUUACACUGAGAAGGCGGACGUGUACAGCUUCGGCAUUGUGCUGGCCGAGCUGGACACUCGCAAGAUUCCGUACCACGACAUUAAGGCCAAGGGAGCCCGCAACAAGAAGGUGUCGGGUAGCACGCUGAUGCACAUGGUGGCAUACGAGAACCUGCGUCCAUCGUUGAGCAAGAACUGCAUGGACAGCGUACGCGACUUGUACAAGCGCUGCACGGCUGACGACCAGUCGGUACGCCCCACUUUCGAAGAGAUCGUGCAGUACCUGGAGAACGACGUGCGCAAAGAGACGCUCGUACGCGCGAACGAAGAGAUGAACGUAAUCGAGGAAGACCAGAACGGAUCGGACGUAUCUCCCGAGGAGCUUGGCGUCCACCAUGCCACACGUUACGUGGAUUAA